This is a messenger RNA of Amblyraja radiata (thorny skate), 5389 nucleotides long. Its product is annotated as E3 ubiquitin-protein ligase pellino homolog 1. Gene Ontology annotation, molecular function: ubiquitin protein ligase activity; protein binding. Gene Ontology annotation, biological process: protein K48-linked ubiquitination; regulation of Toll signaling pathway. Bases 185 to 1444 code for a protein of 419 amino acids. The transcript is spliced from 7 exons. The record is from RefSeq and is a predicted model, not a curated record. Lineage: Eukaryota; Metazoa; Chordata; Chondrichthyes; Rajiformes; Rajidae.
GUGGUGACACGCCCUGCGUGGUGACGUCACUCAGGCGGGAUCCGUCUACGGGAGAUUUAAAACAAGAUGGUGGUUCGGGCCCGCGACGGCGGAGGAACAUUUAAAAACAAAUUAUGAAAAAGUUGUGUAGAAAUUCCAGACUCUGAAGAUAACUGUCGUGUGUUUAUACCACCUAACACAGCUAAUGUUUUCUCCUGAUCAAGAAAAUCUUUCUUCAUCCACAAAAGCACCCAUUAAAUAUGGAGAAAUCAUUGUGUUAGGGUACAAUGGAUCUCUGCCAAAUGGAGACCGAGGACGAAGAAAAAGCAGAUUUGCUUUAUUCAAAAGACCAAAACCGAAUGGUGUGAAACCGAGCACGGUGCAUGUCCACUGCACGCCGCAAGCAGAGAAAGCAAUAAGCAACAAGGAGCAACACAGUAUUUCGUACACACUGUCUCGAGCUCAGACAGUGGUGGUGGAAUACACACAUGACAACAACACAGAUAUGUUUCAGAUUGGCCGAUCAACUGAAAGUCCGAUUGAUUUUGUGGUGACGGACACAGUUCCAGGAAGCCAGAGUAAUGCCGACACACAAUCUGCUCAGAGCACCAUCUCCAGAUUUGCAUGUCGGAUUAUAUGUGAAAGAAGUCUUCCCUACACUGCUCGGAUAUUUGCAGCUGGAUUUGACUCAUUCAAGAAUAUAUUCCUCGGGGAGAAGGCUGCCAAAUGGAAAACUUGCGAUGCCCAGAUGGACGGUUUAACCACAAACGGCGUGCUGGUGAUGCACCCCAGGCUCGGCUUUACAGAGGAUUCCAAACCAGGGGUCUGGAGAGAGAUAUCCGUUUGUGGCAAUGUCUUUACUUUGAGAGAAACUAGAUCGGCACAGCAACGGGGAAGAAUGGUUGAGAAUGAAAGCAAUGUUCUGCAGGACGGCUCUCUAAUAGAUCUCUGUGGAGCAACACUACUUUGGCGCACUGCAGAAGGACUUGCUCACACUCCUACGGUGAAGCACCUGGAAGCCCUUCGGCAGGAGAUAAAUGCAGCCAGACCUCAGUGCCCAGUUGGAUUUAAUACGCUUGCCUUCCCCAGCAUGAAGAGGAAAGACGUGGAUGAGAAGCAGCCGUGGGUGUAUCUUAAUUGUGGACACGUACACGGUUACCACAACUGGGGAAACAAGGAUGAGAGGGAUGGAAAAGAGAGAGAGUGCCCCAUGUGCCGAUCACUAGGCCCAUACGUUCCUCUCUGGUUAGGGAGUGAGGCUGGAUUUUACGUUGAUGCGGGACCUCCAACCCAUGCAUUCAGCCCGUGUGGACAUGUAUGCUCGGAGAAGACUACCACCUACUGGUCCCAAAUCCCCCUCCCCCACGGCACUCACACUUUCCAUGCAGCCUGUCCUUUCUGCUCUACUCAGCUCACUGGGGAACAAGGAUAUGUUCGACUCAUUUUCCAGGGACCUCUUGAUUAAGGACGUGAUUUUAUUAACUGGUGGGUAAACUGAUAGUAGAAAGACAUUUGAUAUCUUUCAGAAUUAUAAGCUAGUUUUCUACAUUGAAUUCCAUGGGUUUUGGAUUUUGUCUGUUCUGGGACAACCUGAAUUGUCUCGUCCUUUGAGGAAAGCAACCUAAUUUUUUUGUGAUGUUGCCUUUGAGACAGGUUUUGAUAAGUUUGCAUUUGUUAAAACAAGUAUUUUGAAAUACAAAAUUUUCUUUCCCAAAUAUUUAAAAAAAAAGUGCACAUCACAUUGAACCGAUUCACAGACACAAGAUGAUUAAUCCUGAGUUGUAACUGGGUGAAUAGAUCUGUUGCAAUUUGAUCUCCUCCACCCUUUACAACGGAGAGGUUAUUCCCAUUCAAUACAGUUUAACCUGUUUCAACACUGCAGAACACUUUGAAUGUUAAAAUGUAGGAGCUUGAAAUGUGUGGUUUCUGACUUUGCUCAGUCAUUGUAAUCAUGACUGGUGGUGACUCUGGCUCUGUAUGAAGGAGUCUGUCGUUUGUUUCCUGUGGAAUAACUAUAUUUCUAAAGAAUAUUGGCAGGUUUCAAUUGUGGGUAAUAUCAGAAGGAUUUCAUCAGCUGAGCACAGAUAAGCUUGAGAUAAAUGUAUUUCAUUCAGACCCGAGUGUUUUAUUGAUAAAUGUCAAUAGGCGCAAAGAGAAGAAGGAAAUUGCGAACAUGACAUAUUUAGUAGUUCUUUAUCACAACAUCCAUAAUAUGCCAGGUGGAUUUCACCAUAAAGGUAGUUCUCUGCAUCUAAGUGCAUUGAACAUUUUGGAAUGACAACUCCCUGGUGCCAAAAUGAUUUCCGGUGGAUAACUAAUAUGACCACUUUUUACAACAUGUACACCAUCGGAAUAUAGUAAAUUGUUUACACAAGCUGACCUGCUAAACACCUGUUUCUCUCCAGUAACUGACGAUGUGCAAAGCUGGCUUAUUUUGCUGUACAGCAGCUUGCGUUCUGUAGGAUCUUUUGUACUAAAUUAUUGCCUGUAAUGUAUGUAGCUUUAGACAUUUGUAGGGAUUACUUAGCAUAUGUGGAAUGCUAACCUUUAAAGCGUAUUAAGUCUUGAUUUUUGUGAAGUAAUAUUAAAUAGCAAUGUGCAAAACUGCUCUUUGAUUUUGGUCAUCUACAUUGUAUUCUGAGCAAAGAUCUUCUGUCCCUUUUUUAUUCAGUUUAUUGUACAUAAUCUUGAACUAUUAUGACAAAAGAACCUAGAAAACAAAUUGGAUAUUGGUAUUAACAAACCUAUUAAUCAUAAGAGAGGGUUUGCUGAGGGGAGGAAGUCAAAUAUCCCGUUUGAUUUUGUUAUAAUCUUUUUAUUCUGAUGUCUAUUCCCCAUGCAUCUCCAAUUACACCAGGGCAGAAAGUGUGGUAAGAGUGCUGGUAUUAUAACGCUAUGGCUCUGACUGUAUUACUGACUGUGCAUUAAACUCUCAGGAUUUAAGUAGUGAUUUAUUACCACUUUAUCAUUCUACUUGAGCAGAUAUUUGAACGCUGAUUUUUUUUUUUUUAAUACAAAUGAAUAAAGCAGAAACACAGUUACAAUCAUUUACUUGUUCCAUGGGGAAAAUAAAACUUCCUUUGAUUUGGAUUGACUUUUGGCUGCUCUGGUAUCUCAACCAUCCAUCAAUAUUCAGCAGAGAAAUGUUAUUUUGCAUUUAGAAUUCAUUUAACUAGAUCUGACAGCAAAUAUCCACUUGCAAGUUGUUCCAUGCUGCUUAAGGGAUUCUUGAUCUUUGACAUGGCAGUUUUGUUUGGUGCUAAUUUGAUUCUGUGAGAAUGCAAUCCUUGGAACUCGGUAUUCUGAAUCAAUUCUUACCUUGGUGUUGGCUGCAGUAUUGAAGCUAUGGGACCUGCCCAGCUCCACCUGGAGGUUGUCUGAACACAGCAGAGGAGUUUGUGGGCAGAUGUUAACAGACAUGGUGGAAUCUUGGUGUGAUAUUCUGAUAGACCAUUGAACAAGUCAAUUGUGUUUAAUUGUCAUUUUUGCCAGCAAUAGGACAAUUAAACUUUGUAAAUGCUUAACAGGCCAAUUAUUGAUUAUAUAAUUCAUAAGUUAAUAAUCCGUAAUACUGGGUAACCAGACCAUAAUAAUGCAUAACCAAAGUACAUGGUGCAUCAAAAUAAAGUCCAUCGACUACUUUAAUUGUUGAGGUUAGUGUUGUGCACGGUUCGAGCCUGAUGGUUGCUGGCAGUAAAGCUGAUCUUGUACCUGGAGGUCACGGUUUGAAGGCCUUAUACUCCCUUACCAUUUGUGGUGGUGAGAUCAUUGUACCUGUGGGAUGAGAGGGUGGCCUUUGUGGAUACAUUUCCUUUUGCCUUCCAGGUUUACAGGGUGUGCCUCAGCUAUUGUACUUUAGCCCAUGUACACUUUCAAAAGAGAAAAAUGAAGACGGCACAGAGUUCAAAUAUUACAAGAUUUUGAGAGUGCAUAGCGAUUCGAGAUAAACUUUGAGUUGUGUAUUAGCCAUUCAUAUUCAUGUGAAUCUCUGAUAGAUUGGUGAUAAUGAUGGUUGAGUACCUUGUGUUCUGUAUUGACAUUACAAAUAUGUUAGCUAGGCUAAACUCCAAAAAUGAGAAGCCUUCAUUCGGCCAAAAUCUUGUAGCAUUGAGUUCAUUCAGCAGGAUCAAUUGUUCGGGAACACCAUUACACAUAACUUGGUGCAAUAAUGUAUGUGUAUUCCCAUGAAGCCAGUGCACAAGUUAUUGUUCAAAAUAUGGUUACUAUAAUACUAACAUAAGAAGUGAUCAUUCAUAACAUUAUGAUAGGUAGACAAUCUAUUUGUUUUCCAGAGUGGAAAUGUUAAACACUAGAGGGCAUAGUGAGAGCAAGGAAAGUUUAAAAACAUGUUGGGAUAGGAACAGGCCCUUUGGCCCGUGAUGCUUGUGCUGAAAUGAUGCCAGUUUAUACUAAUCGCUUCUGCCUGCACGUGCUCCAUAUCCCUCCAUACCCUGUACAUCCAUGUGUCUUUCUAAAAGCCUUAAAUACCACUAUGGUAUCAGCACCACCACCCUGGCAUCGUGAUCCAGGCACCCACCACUGUGUAACUAAACCCCCUGGCAUUGCGCUCCAGGCACCCACCACUGUGUAAAUAAAAACCUGCCCUACACAUCUUUAAAUGUUGCCCCUCUUGCCUUGCAGCUACACCCUCUGCUGUGUGACAUUUCUACCUCAAAGAUUGUCUAUCCUUUCUCUGCUCCUCAUCAUUUUAUAAACUAUCAGUUCAAUGUGGGUAAUUAUUCCAAAUACGUUGCCUAAAAAUGAUAUUAAUCUCUGGCCAGCUGGUUAUUUCCUUCCUUUACCUUCCCUUUGACCAAGGCAAGAUUUUUACAAAUUCCUUUAGCACUACAUUGUUUCAUAGACAUGUUGUACAUUAUUUAAGAUUGGGUUUAAGCUGUGAUACAUGCUGCUCUUGAAUCUGAUUACAAAAUGACUUCACUUGUCUCUGUGUGUCUACUUCAACCUUUCUUUGUUCAACUCACUUUUACCAGUACAACAAUCAGGAGUUUAGUGCUAAAUCUCUUACUGUUGGCUAUCAGCAGCCUGCCAGAGGUGGAGCACACUGUCGAUUUGACAAAUGCAGCAGAAGAAACCAUUGCCAACUUAGGAUGAGCAGACCUGAGACCAGGUUCAAAGAGCGAGUCAGAUUCAGAAAUGUCACAGCUGGAGAGCAGAGACUUCUUGUCUGUUUCUCAUCAAUAUUCUGCAGUCACACUAAAUUCAAAGUUAACUGCUGACAAAAUAAUGCAAAACCUAUUUGAAAUGGCCUGUUGAUUAAAGUUACAAAGUGCGAGUCUGUCUUUUUUUCAUGCUGACGGGGCGGGUGGGUUGGGGGGGUAGUUGAGUAAAACUUCAUUUACGUGUAAUGUGUGUAAUAUGUCUUUUAUUAAAAUGAAUGCUUCUGGUUAAA